Messenger RNA from Ornithorhynchus anatinus (platypus), 1977 nucleotides. RefSeq names its product tetratricopeptide repeat domain 39A (gene TTC39A). Bases 35 to 1753 code for a protein of 572 amino acids. The transcript is spliced from 17 exons. Gene Ontology annotation, molecular function: protein binding. The record is from RefSeq and is a predicted model, not a curated record. Lineage: Eukaryota; Metazoa; Chordata; Mammalia; Monotremata; Ornithorhynchidae.
CGCCCCCAGCCUGAGCACGGCGCUGGACGAGUGCAUGGCCGCCCUGGACCUGUUUCUGACCAACAAGUUCUCGGCCGCGCUGGCCUGCCUGGAGCCCAGAAUCAAGCAGAGUAUGUACCACUCUCUGACCUACGCUACCAUCUUGGAAAUGCAAGCCAUGAUGACCUUUGACCCCCGGGACAUUCAGAAUGCCAGUAACAUGAUGAAGGAAACCCAGAGCCUCUGCCAGAAGUACAGGAAGAAAGCCUCCGUAGCCGAUUCCUUCAACAGCCUCGUGCACAGACAGAGCCCGGAACAGUUCACCGAAGAGGAGAUUCACGCAGAGGUUUGCUAUGCCGAGUGCCUCCUGCAGAGAGCUGCGCUCACCUUCCUGCAGCAGGAUGAGAACAUGGUGAGCUUUAUCAAAGGGGGCAUCAAAGUCAGGAGCAGCUACCAGACCUACAAGGAGCUGGACACCCUCGUCCGGUCUUCCGGCUACGCCAGAGGAGAAAACCACCACCACUUCGAGGGCGGGGUGAAGCUGGGCGUUGGAGCAUUCAACCUGACGCUCUCUUUGCUGCCCACCCGAAUCCUCCGACUGCUGGAGUUUGUUGGCUUUUCUGGAAACAAGGACUAUGGGCUGCUGCAGCUGGAGGAGGGCGCUGCUGUACACAGCUUCCGGGCUGUGCUGUGCACUAUGCUGCUGCUGUGCUACCACACCUUCCUGAGCUUCGUGUUGGGCACCGGCAACGGCAACGUCGAAGAGGCCGAGAAACUGCUCCGGCCCUACCUGGCCCGGUAUCCCAAGGGGGCGGUCUUCCUGUUCUUCGCCGGCCGGAUCGAGGCGCUGAAAGGCAGCAUCGACACCGCCAUCCGGCGGUUCGAGGAGUGCUGCGAGGCCCAGCAGCAGUGGAAACAAUUCCAUCACAUGUGCUACUGGGAGCUGAUGUGGUGCUUCACCUACCUGCGCCAGUGGAAGAUGGCCUACUUCUACGCCGACCUGCUGAGCAAGGAGAACUCCUGGUCCAAGGCCACCUACCUGUACAUGAAAGCAGCCUACCUCAGCAUGUUCGCCGACGGCGACCACAAGCCCUUUGGCGACAAUGAAGUGGAACUCUUCCGAUCCGUGCCCGCUCUGAAACUGAAAAUCGCCGGGAAGUCGCUCCCCACGGAGAAGUUCGCCAUUCGGAAGUCUCGUCGCUACCUCCCUUCAGAUCCAAUCCCGCUGCCCGUUCCUGCUCUGGAGAUGAUGUACAUCUGGAACGGCUACGCCGUGAUCGGGAAGCAGCGGGCCCUGACCGAGGGGAUGCUGGAGAUCCUGAACCAGGCCGCAGAGGCUCUGGAGAGAGCCCCAGUGUCUGACUUCUCGACUGACGACCAGUGCGUGGUGAAGCUGCUGAAGGGGUUGUGCCUCAAGUAUCUGGGCAACGUGGCGGGAGCGGAAGAGUGUUUCGUGGCCGUCCGCGCAGCGGAGAAGAAGAUUAAGUACGACCACUACUUGGUCCCAAACGCUCUCCUGGAACUUGCCCUCUUAUUCCUGGACCAAGGCCGCCACGAAGACGCCAUAAAGCUCUUGGUGUCGGCAAACUCUGCCCCUCCCAGUCCCCCCCCCGUUGCUCUACCCCGUUUCAGACAGAACUACAAGAACUACUCCAUGGAGUCCCGGACGCACUUCCGGAUCCAGGCGGCCCUUCUUCAAGCCCAACCGGCCGCCCCCUCGGCCCCUGCCUCGCCGGACCCGUCCGCCUGGUCCAAGCCCACGCCUCAGCACUGACCGGUCUACCUGGCCCAGACCCCGGGCCCGGGCCAGGUUUCCGCCCCCCAAGGAUGGCGGGGGGCGCCGUGGCCAAGCAGACCCCCUGCAGCCACCGCCAAGAGCGUUGAAACGGCCAGUUUCCGUCGGCGGGGCCGCGGUUUUUAAGACUCCUUUAGAGAGCUAGUGUACAAAUGUGCGUUUCUGUCCCACCUGGGGUAAAUACAGAUUUACAUUCCAAGCCA